CAUUCGCUGAGGCGGCCGCUCUCUAGACAAGAGUUUCCCUUCAUCGCUGCCCGAGAUCUUCAGCAGCUCGGGUCAGGCUUGCGAGCGUCAGGCAGCCGCGCGCCAUUUCCACCAAGCGCCAUGGCAGCGGCCGGAGGGCCGGUAGUGGCCGAACGCUGCCCUCUCCUCGGCCUCUUUUCCCUUCUGUUGAUCUCGGGUUCUGCCCUGGGCUGGAACGACGCUGACAGAAUAUUGUUGCGGGAUAUCAAAGCUCUUACCCUCCAUUAUGACCGCUAUACCACCUCCCGCAGACUGGAUCCGAUCCCACAGUUGAAAUGUGUUGGAGGCACAGCUGGAUGUGAUUCUUAUACCCCCAAAGUCAUACAGUGUCAGAACAAAGGCUGGGAUGGUUAUGAUGUACAGUGGGAAUGUAAGACUGACUUAGAUAUUGCAUACAGAUUUGGAAAAACUGUGGUGAGCUGUGAAGGCUAUGAAUCCUCUGAAGACCCGUAUGUACUAAGAGGGUCCUGUGGCUUGGAGUAUGAUUUAGAUUACACAGAAGCUGGCCUGAAGAAGUUGAGAGAGUCUGGAAAAAACCGUGGCUUUAACUCUUUCUCUAAUUAUCAUAAUAAGUUGUACUCCCCAGAUUCCUGUGGUGUUAGUGGAUUGAUUACCAUUGUGGUGCUACUUGCUAUUGCCUUUGGAGUUUAUAAGCUGUUUCUUAGUGAUGGACAAGAUUCUCCUCCACCAUAUUCUGAGUAUCCUCCAUAUUCCCAGCAAUACCAGAGAUCCACAAACUCAGCAGGACCCCCUCCCCCGGGCUUUAAGUCUCAGUUCACAGGAGCACAGAGUACUGGCGAUGGUGGGACCUAUGGUUUUGGCAGUGCUUUCAAAGGACAGCAAGGAUACGGAAAUUCAGGACCAGGCUUCUGGACUGGAUUGGGAACUGGAGGACUAUUAGGAUAUUUGUUUGGCAGCAAUAGAGCGGCAGCACCCUCCUCAGACUCGUGGUACUACCCGUCUCAUCCUCCAUCGUACUCCAGCACGUGGAAUGGUCCUGCUUACUCACCACGUCGUGGAGGCGCAGGGAGCUAUUCAGCAGAUUCAAGCUCAGAUACAGGAACCAGGACAGCAUCGGGAUUUGGUGGUACCAGAAGACGAUAAGAUAGUACAGAGUUGAAGGCAGACAUUGGAUGCAAACUUUCUGAUAUUUCAUCACUUUCUCUUUCUCAAAAAAAAAAGCGCUACCUGCUAACACCUGG
This is a messenger RNA of Trichechus manatus latirostris (Florida manatee), 1241 nucleotides long. It is a transcript of the gene SARAF, whose product is annotated as store-operated calcium entry associated regulatory factor. The transcript has 6 exons. Gene Ontology annotation, biological process: regulation of store-operated calcium entry. Lineage: Eukaryota; Metazoa; Chordata; Mammalia; Sirenia; Trichechidae. The coding region runs from base 121 to 1143 and encodes 340 amino acids. The record is from RefSeq and is a predicted model, not a curated record. Gene Ontology annotation, cellular component: endoplasmic reticulum membrane.